This is a messenger RNA of Gracilinanus agilis (Agile Gracile Mouse Opossum), 2065 nucleotides long. RefSeq names its product secretory carrier membrane protein 2 (gene SCAMP2). Gene Ontology annotation, cellular component: recycling endosome membrane; trans-Golgi network membrane. The transcript has 9 exons. Gene Ontology annotation, biological process: protein transport. The record is from RefSeq and is a predicted model, not a curated record. NCBI's taxonomy places the organism in Eukaryota, Metazoa, Chordata, Mammalia, Didelphimorphia, Didelphidae. The coding region runs from base 83 to 1081 and encodes 332 amino acids.
UCUCCGCGGGGUGAGCGACCGAGUCUGGGUGCCGGGGCGGUCGUAGUGCCUGCUGAGCUAGUGGGCUUUUGCCCUGCCCACCAUGUCUGCCUUCGACACCAACCCCUUCGCGGACCCGGUGGACGUGAACCCCUUUCAGGAUCCGUCUGUGACCCAGCUAACCAAUCCCCCUCAGGGUGGCCUGUCAGAAUUCAAUCCCUUUUCAGAGACUCCCAGGCUGACAAAUGCAGCAGGAACAACAGUCCCAGCUACCCAGCCCACUGGGCCAUCACAGCCUGCAGUCCUCCAGCCCUCAAUGGAACCAACACCUCAGGCUGUGGCCUCUGCUGCCCAAGCUGGCCUACUGCAGCAGCAGGAGGAGCUUGAGAGGAAAGCUGCUGAGCUGGACAGGAAGGAACGAGAGUUGCAGAAUGCAGCAGCUAACCUGCAUGUGAGGCCAAACAAUUGGCCCCCACUGCCCGCAGGGUGUCCCAUCAAGCCUUGCUUCUACCAGGAUUUCUCAGCAGACAUCCCAGCUGACUACCAGCGGACAUGCAAGAUGCUAUAUUACCUUUGGAUGUUGCAUUCAGUGACUUUGCUCCUGAAUCUUCUUGCCUGCCUGGCCUGGUUCUAUGCCAAGGAUUAUAGGGGGGUUGACUUUGGCCUUUCAAUCCUGUGGUUUGUGCUCUUCACCCCAUGUGCUUUCAUCUGUUGGUACCGACCCAUCUACAAGGCCUUCAGGUCUGACAACUCCUUUAGCUUCUUCGUGUUCUUUUUUGUAUUUUUCUGCCAAAUUGCCAUCUACAUCAUCCAGCUGGUGGGCAUCCCAAGCUGGGGGAAUAGUGGCUGGAUCGCCGCCUUGUCGACACUCAAGUCUGAUGUGCCGGUGGCUGUCUCAGUCAUCAUGAUGGUGGUGGCUGGCUUCUUCACCCUCUGUGCCGCCCUGUCCCUCUUCCUCCUGAAGCGGGUGCACUCCCUGUACCGCCGGACAGGCGCCAGCUUCCAGCAAGCCCAGGAGGAGUUCUCGCAGGGCAUCUUUUCCAGCAGGACCUUCCGGAACACAGCCGCGUCCGCCGCCCGGGGAGCGUUCCAGGGGAAUUAGCCUUCACCGGCAGGCGGGCGUCCUUUUCUCUUCCGGCCUUCUCACCUUACUCUCCUUGCCGCCUCCUCCCGAGAUGCACUUGCCGGGGUGCCCGCUUACCACUCGGUUCUGGUUCCGGUUGAGAUAGACACGAGUCUCCCCUUUGGCUCCUCACCUGUUUCUCCAUAGCCAGCCUUCCCUCCCUCCCUGCCAGGACAGUUUUGUAUACACACAUUCACACCCCCCUUAGCCCAGCUUUCUCUUUCUGUGUGCCUGGUCAUUUGGUGCAGUUCCUGCCCGAGGAUGGGCUGGGCUGCCCCUGCCUGGGCUUUCAGAUCUUUGGGGCUGGGAGAAGGAGGGCAGCCGUCCCGGAUUCUUACUUUGGACCAGAGACCGGGAUGAUCUCCCCUUUCCCACUGCCCAUGUGCUGUGGAGAAGCCUGGUUCAGAACACUAAGGGAGCCAGCGCCAUCUCUAGCCCCUUUCCCUCCAGGCCUCCCCCCCAGGGGCCAGGCCGGAGCCCCUCUGCCUGGGGAAGAGUGUGUGGUUUUCAGAACUAGAAUCACAAGCCUUAAGCAGAAAGUGCCUUAAUAUUCCCACACCGAGUGUGGCCCCCUGUGAGCUGCCAGCAGUGCCUGGGGGCUGCCCAGGCAGAGGGGCUGCUGGGAGUGCUGCUGCUUCCAUGCUUCCUCCCUGCUGCCUCCUCCCAGAAGGGUUUGGGCCGGGGUGCAGCCCUGACUCUUGGCGGUGGAGAGGAGAGCCUCUCCGUCCCAGGAGCCUCUGGGGUGGGGGUGGAGGGCUGAGGUUUCUGCUUUGUGAACAGGACCCCUCCCCCAUGCUGUUUGCCCAUCUUGCAGCUGAGCCUGCCUAGCCAUAGUGGCCGUGACUGAGAUUUUAGGAACUCCCUCCUCCCCUUCCUGAGAUUUAUUUUUCUUCUCUGUGUACAAAUGUAUAUGUCAUUGUCUUAACUUUUGUGCUUUAAAUAAAAACGAUAAGAGUACAAGGA